AUGUCUGCCCGCCCUUCCUACCGCCUCUUCCAGGCGUCCCGGGCAUUCUUCCGCCAGCCGCUGCUACGGCGUCGCAUCAACACAGCUGCUCAGCCAGAGGCUCCUGCCCAGGGCGGCAUUGCGAAAAUAUGGAACAGCCCGGUUGGCCCGAAGACGGUUCAUUUCUGGGCACCUAUCAUGAAGUGGGCUCUCGUCCUAACAGGCGUUUCUGACUUCUACCGCCCGACGGAGUCCCUCUCCCUCACUCAGAACGGCGCCCUCAUGGCCACCGGCGCCAUCUGGACCCGAUGGUGCUUCGUUAUCAAGCCGCGGAACAUCUUUCUGGCCGCUGUCAACUUCUUCCUCUUCAUCGUGGGCACAACCCAAGUUACCCGUAUCUUGAUCUGGCAACGCUCGCAGGCGGGCCAGCCGAUCACCGAGGAGGCCAAGGCUCUGGCGGUUGAGGCGAAGGAUGAGGUCACAGCGAAGACGGAGGAGGCUGUUGAUGCGGUGAAGAAGUAUGCUGGCAAAUAAGUGGGCGGAUUGGAGGGGCGAGACGAGACAGAGGUGCACCUUACAGCGUGAAUUCUGGGCCUGCAGAGGCUAGUUUACUGGGCGUAUCUGUAGCUCUAUUUUCGAUUAAACAAGCAGGCGGUUGGUUUUGCAGUGCUUUUGAGCCAUGAGUAAUACAUCGGGCGUUUAUUCUUUUCUCUACACAAUAUUAGAAAGUGAAAUGAUGAGGUAGUGUGUGACAAUACACGCAAUACCACCUCCUCGAUCGUCUUG
Molecule: messenger RNA, 765 nt
Organism: Mytilinidion resinicola
Lineage: Eukaryota; Fungi; Ascomycota; Dothideomycetes; Mytilinidiales; Mytilinidiaceae
Product: UPF0041 domain protein
Exons: 4
Coding region: 1-513 (170 amino acids)
Biological process (GO): pyruvate import into mitochondria
Cellular component (GO): mitochondrial inner membrane
Molecular function (GO): pyruvate transmembrane transporter activity
Source: RefSeq, a predicted model, not a curated record